AUGGGUGGUAUCCUAAAAAAUCCGCUUCCUCAGAAUGAACAAGAAUUACAAAGUCUGGACUCCGAAUCUGUUAGUGAAUUCAGACAGCAGGUUUUAAAGAAUACAAGGUUAAAUGCUCAGCUGACAUCCAGACAGAAAAAUAAUGCGUCAAUGACACUCUCUUCCCCCCCAAGACACACUGUGCCUAAGGAUAUUCUAAGCCUGAAGAGGGAACAAGAGGAGAAUGAACGUCUUCAAUGGAACCAGAAAAACUUGGAUGAGAAUGAGAUAACGAAGCAACAGUACCAGGACAUACAUGUUGAUGAGCCGAAGACGCCUUAUCAGGGUGCUAUUGAUCCCGAUGGGGAGUAUUACAGGCAGGAUGAGGAUGAGGACUUAGAUAGUUUCACCCUUGGCGAUCCUGAAUACAGAGUUGCAGAAACACAGCAACGAGAUGACGUACUCAACGACGGUGUUCGCACAGUAGGUGCGCAGGGGCAAGGGGAUGAAGGAGAUCAGGGCGAAAGGUCUGAUGGUGAAAACGAUGAUGCUAAUGCUGAUGUUGCUGACGAUGAUGAUGAUGAUACUGAUGCUAGGCACAAGAGAUUUGAGGAGAUGAGGAAAAAGCACUACAACGUAAAAGAAAUUUUUAAGAACCGCCAUUCCUAUGAAGACGAAGACGAAUAA
Molecule: messenger RNA, 666 nt
Organism: Eremothecium cymbalariae DBVPG#7215
Lineage: Eukaryota; Fungi; Ascomycota; Saccharomycetes; Saccharomycetales; Saccharomycetaceae
Gene: GLC8
Product: PP1-complex regulatory subunit GLC8
Exons: 1
Coding region: 1-666 (221 amino acids)
Biological process (GO): regulation of signal transduction
Molecular function (GO): protein phosphatase inhibitor activity
Source: RefSeq, a predicted model, not a curated record